AAUCACAUAAUUUUAUUUUCUUCUCUUCUUCUUUUCUUUUAUUUUCUCCUCUCUGUGCAGCCUGUAAAUUUUUCAUCUCUCUUCGAAACUUUGAUCCGACUCUCUUCCCUGUCCAGCUAAAAAGCUUUAACGCUCUCCUCCCCUCUCCUCGGAAACCUCUUUCUCCAUAUUCAAAUCCGUCUUCGAUCUCUUAUUCUUUGUUUCGAUCUUGUUUUUUUAGCUUCGAUCAUGGGUGUUGCCGUUCUUAAUCCCCAAGAUUGUUUGAGAGAUCCUUUCUCCAAACAGAACCUGAUUUCUCCUCAUAUGAAACAUCCCCGAAACCCUAACACUAACCCGAACAGGUUAAACCGGAACCAUGCGAGCCGCGGGAAGCGGGGUCUGAACCGGUCGCAGAACAACUCGCCUCCGGCACGCGCGGUGGUGCCUCCGAGAAACCCUAGCAAGAACCUCGCCAUGGGUCAGGUCAAGAUCCUGAAACGGGGUGAAGAACUCAACAAAACGGUGCCGGAUCCGGUCAGUGAGACCAAGAAAAUUAAGACCCGAGAGGUUCCGGGUCUGUCCUCCACUGAACCACCAACUCCGAAGCCUGAGACGGAGCCUGAGUUGGUUUCGACUCGAACUGAGUCGGUCCCAGUCUCCCCGCUCUACUAUGCGGGAUCUGCCUUUUUUGCUUCUCCCCCACCGAGUUCUCUUCCAGUUCCUGCCUUCUUCAGCAAGAAGACGAUCAGUGGCAACAGAUACGACGACGCUACAAGUAAUUUGAUAAGGAUUUUGCGUUUGGAUCUUGCUUAAGAGUUGGAUCUGUGAUGGAUGGGUUUUAAGUUUUAUCUAUGUCUUUUUCCGCUUGUUUGGGUUCGCUAAUCAUCGUUCUUCUCUUAUUUUUUCAACGGGAAGAUCGAGUUGGCUGACUCAAUUUACUUCUGAGCUCUGCAACUAAGCAAAGCUUGCGGUACUUGUGGGUUUUUAGGUUUUUAGAUGUUUGAUAGACAUUUGCUUGUAUAGGUUUUCUUUCUUUGGCUUGUUUCUUUGUUUUUCUUUUCUUUUUUUUCUCUUAGGUAAAGCUUUACAGUUUAUGGUAUUUUCAUCUUCGUUAUGGUAGAUAAGUGGGAAGGGUAUGUCAGAUUUGUAAUAUGCUAUCUUAUAUCUUAGCUAUAUCGUUGUAGGUUUAGAAGAUGUGCAAAUCUGUAAUCAUGUUUCUGUUGUAGUAGUUUUACAUUAUGGAAAUAAUAAAAAAA
Molecule: messenger RNA, 1235 nt
Organism: Carica papaya (papaya)
Lineage: Eukaryota; Viridiplantae; Streptophyta; Magnoliopsida; Brassicales; Caricaceae
Product: serine/arginine repetitive matrix-like protein
Source: RefSeq, a predicted model, not a curated record